This is a messenger RNA of Acipenser ruthenus (sterlet), 770 nucleotides long. RefSeq names its product late histone H2A.2.2-like. The coding region runs from base 138 to 551 and encodes 137 amino acids. The record is from RefSeq and is a predicted model, not a curated record. Gene Ontology annotation, cellular component: nucleosome. Gene Ontology annotation, molecular function: DNA binding; protein heterodimerization activity; structural constituent of chromatin. The transcript has 2 exons. NCBI's taxonomy places the organism in Eukaryota, Metazoa, Chordata, Actinopteri, Acipenseriformes, Acipenseridae.
AAGAAAAGUAGGAGAUUAAUUUAAACCAGUUUAAAAAGCCUGCGACGUUCACGUGCAAUUCAGAGCCUGCUGAAAUUGUGUGUGGGGAAAAAAACAAUACCGCGGAGUUCUUUUUGUGAAUUUGACCAGCUUGUGAAAUGUCUGGACGAGGGAAGAAGCUUGCAAAGCCGAAAGCAGAAACCAAAAGCCGCUCCUCUAAAGCGGGCCUCCAGUUCCCCGUGGGUCGUAUUCACAGGCUGCUGCGGAAGGGGAACUAUGCACAGAGGAUCGGCUCCGGUGCGCCGGUCUACUUGGCAGCAGUGCUGGAGUAUCUGACUGCGGAGGUGCUGGAGCUGGCAGGCAAUGCUGUCCGACAGAAUGGGAAGCAUAGGGUUAUGCCCAGACACAUCCAACUGGCAAUAAGGAAUGAUGAAGAGCUCAACAAACUGCUGGGAGGGGUGACCAUCGCUGAAGGGGGAGUCCUGCCCAACAUUCAGGCUCAACUUCUCCCAAAGAAGACUAAGAAGCCCUCUCCUGACGAUGGCAAAGACGCUCAGUCUCAGGAGUUUUAGAAAUUGGACUCAAAUGGGGGAGGGGGGGGGGAUUUUAUUGUGGGUGUUUUGUUUGUUGUACUUUUAAUAUCUAUAAAUAAAGAGAUUUUUUUUAUAUCCACAACAUAUGCACUUUUAUCUGUUUGAACUGGGUUUGGCUUGUGGCAGACUUGAAUUGUGAUUUGUGUUGCUGAGGAAAGGUGUAAUUUUAAUCUACAGAAGCAGGGUCUCUCUCUUUCC